This is a messenger RNA of Arachis ipaensis, 1524 nucleotides long. The record is from RefSeq and is a predicted model, not a curated record. Lineage: Eukaryota; Viridiplantae; Streptophyta; Magnoliopsida; Fabales; Fabaceae.
AUGGAAGGUAUCAUGUUUUGUGGAAUCUCACAACCACGAUCUGACGCCCCCCCCCCCAAAUUUUUAAUGAGGAAGGACGACGUCGUUAGGGAUAACGAAGGUAGAAUCAUUUGCAGGCAACUUGUUUGUAAUAAGGAGGGCUGGAGGAAUAUAAGGUAUCUUGAUCUAGAUGAUAGAUCAAGGGAGGCAAGGUCACUCAUGCGAACCAAGUGUGCAGCUCGGCCUAGGGUAAAGCUUGACUAUGGCUGCGGAAGAUGGAAGGUAUCAUGUUUUGUGGAAUCUCACAACCACGAUCUGAUGCCCCCCCCCCAAUUUGCGCAUCUGGUUCCGGCCAAUCGUCGUCUCACUGUUUCUGAUAAAGUCCAAGUGAAAAAUAUUCAUAAUUUUGGUGUCAAGACGUGCCAUAUUAUGGGAUAUAUUGCGUUCCAGAAGGGUGGAUAUCGUCAUGCUGGCUUCACACGCAAAGAUUUGUACAACCACAUUGAUCGUUAUCGUAGAUCAAAAGUAAAAAAUGGGGAUGCCAAUGCGGCAAUAAACUAUUUGGUUGGCAAGUCAAACAACGAUCUGCUGUUCUUUGGGAAGUAUACGUUCACUAGUGAUGAAAUGCUCGAGCAUAUUUUUUGGGCAGAUAGGCAAUCAAUUGUCGACUAUUACUGCUUUGGAGAUAUUAUUGCCUUUGAUUCAACGUACAAGAAGAAUAAAUACAACAAACCUUUGGUUAUUUUUUCUGGAUGCAAUCAUCAUGGGCAGACUGUCAUCUUCGGCUCUGGCCUACUAUCCGACGAAACCACAGAUACGUAUAAGUGGUUGUUGGAAACGUUUGUUGAAGCGAUGGGUGGGAAAAGUCCUAAAGCAGUAAUAACUGAUGGAGACCUUGCCAUGCGAGAUGCAAUCAAGAAUGCUCUUCCUGAUGCGACCCAUCGGUUAUGCGGAUGGCAUCUUCAGAGAAAUGCAUGUGAAAAUAUAAAGAAUCCUAAUUUCCUACGGGAUUUUAAGGGUCUUAUAUACGACAACAAUGACCGCAGAGAUUUUGAUCAUAGAUGGGCAGCCAUUUUGGAUAAGCACAACCUUGUUGGGAGUACCUGGAUGGAAAAGACAUACGAAAUUCGUGCGAUGUGGUCCCAUUGUUUCCUACGGGAUAAGUUUUUUGGGUACAUAAGGAUGACGUCACAGUGUGAAGGUAUAAACUCUCUCAUCAUAUUUUAUGUUAAUCGCAAGAAUAUCCUCAUUGACUUCAUGCAUAACCUGGAUAGGGCCUUAAAAGAGUAUAGAAACAAUGAAUUAAUAGCUAACUUUAAGUCUCAAUGCUCUGAGCCAGUGAUGAUUACCUCGUUGGAGGUAUAUGAAAGAUCUGCAUCAUGUUAUUUCACUCGCAACAUUUUUAAGGAAAUUCGUAAUGAGAUUCAGAGGGCAGGGGCUUUGAAUAUCAAGCCCGAUAGCUACCUCAAGCAGCAGCGGUUACCUGAACCAUAUGCAGUGACAAUGAGAUUCCCAGAAACUCAACAGAAAGGAGAACCAACUUAA